AGCUUAACGAGUCCACACGAUCCGCCGGGUAUUCCCAUCGCCGCCUUUGUAGCCAUUACCUUGCUUCAGGUACCUUACCUUACCGCCUUACUUAUCUCCCACCUGGGUGCCACUUCCGGAAGCUGCCCCGCCAAACGCAUUGUUGAGUCACGUGAUGGCGGGGUGACUGUGCGAGUAUGAUGGAAACGGCACAGUACGGAUACGGCAUUGUCGGUCCCACCCAUUUGAGGGCCGUCACCGCCUCAGCUCGCCACAUUCAAUGCGCCACGGAAGCGGCCCCCAAUUUCCAUCUCCGCCAAGCCCAACACAUCUCUGCCGGCGGCCCGGCAGAGCUCUAGCCCACCGUCCAUCUCUAUCGUCGUUGUCGGUAUCAAUAAUCUUUGGUUUUCAGCAGGAAUGAAGGAGCGAGACAGACGAUUAACAGAUGGGAAGGUAAGGAAGGACGUGCAGAAUGGAAACAUUAGGAGGAAGGAGCUACUUCCCAAAUAUGUUUGGUUCGUCCAUGCAAGAAGGAGCGCGUAUUCCAUGUUAGCCACCGCAGCUACCUUCAGCCCGACUUGCGCUCGAUGUUUCCACCUAUCUUUAUUCUGUCUGCCUGCAUGCGGUCAACAGAGCUGCCUACAAGCGGCGAAGUCGAGGACGCUUGAUCACCGACGGAAGUCCGCCCACAACGCACCUCGGGAGUCGAAAGACGGGACGUUUCCGUCUUCAGCUCGGUCCUGCGCAGUCGUAGUCGUCUAUCCAAACGAUCGGGCCUUUGGACUUCUUGUCCCCAUAACGCUGGGUUCCAGGCUGUACUGCAUCUCUCCCAGGCUUUGGCCUCUCUUCAUCAGAUGGAAUUGCGCGCGCCAGCGUACACGUCCGAUCAUCUGGAUAAACUAUCAGAGUUGUUUCCACUCGAGGCCUCUCACGGGAUGCUACAUUGUCAACGGAUUGUCACCCGGGGCACCGCCUACGUUACGCUUGAUCCGCCGCUGUAUCACACCUUAAAUGACCGCCCUGGUCGUCUUGUCAUCCCAACAACAACGUUUCCCGGCUCCCAAGUCCUGAUUUUGGACGGAUUCACGAAUCCAUCUACGGGCUAGGAAAGAAAUCGAAACGAAGACUGAAUUUCUUAGAAGAGACACAGACACCAAAGCCCAGACUUAUUC
Molecule: messenger RNA, 1151 nt
Organism: Colletotrichum phormii
Lineage: Eukaryota; Fungi; Ascomycota; Sordariomycetes; Glomerellales; Glomerellaceae
Exons: 1
Coding region: 397-990 (197 amino acids)
Source: RefSeq, a predicted model, not a curated record